UAUCUUAUACUCUUCACUCUUUACCUUCCUCUGUCAAGAUCGGCAAACCUGUUUACUCGGGACAAACGAAAAGGAAUAGUAGAGAGAGAAGAGGGAGGGGAGGUGGGGAAGCCAGCCAAAAACAAACGCAGCAGAGAGAGAUGAAAGGAUAUUCUAUAUGGUGGUUAAGCGUCGCAGAGUUGCAAAAGAAGAUAAAAAUUGAGUUCAGUUAGAAGUAGCGGUGUUUCUGAGGUUGAGAGGGGAACUCAAAAGGGUCCAAGUGUGUGCAAGUGAAAGAGGAAAAAAGAAAAGUCAUAUAUACUAGAGAGAGAGAGAGAGAGAGAGAGAUGGUGGGCUCAGGAGCAUCAGAUAGGAGCAAAGAAGCUGUUGGGAUGAUGGCCCUUCAUGAGGCCCUCAGAAGCGUCUGCCUCAACUCAGACUGGACUUACUCUGUCUUCUGGACCAUCCGUCCUCGCCCAAGAGUCAGAGGGGGUAAUGGGUGCAAGGUUGGAGACGACAACGGUAGUCUAAUGUUGAUGUGGGAAGAUGGGUUUUGUCGAGUAAGAGUUGGCGAUUGUUUAGAAGAGAUUGAUGGUGGCGAAGAUCCUGUCAGAAGAUCCUUCAGCAAGAUGUCCAUUCAGUUAUAUAAUUAUGGAGAAGGGUUGAUGGGGAAAGUUGCAUCUGAUAAGUGUCAUAAAUGGGUCUUCAAAGAACCGACUGAAUGCGAACCAAAUAUCUCCAACUACUGGCAGAGUUCUUUUGAUGCUCUUCCUCCAGAAUGGACUGAUCAAUUCGAGUCAGGAAUUCAGACAAUAGCUGUCAUUCAAGCUGGCCAUGGCCUUCUACAGUUGGGUUCUUGCAAGAUUAUACCUGAAGAUCUCCAUUUCGUGCUAAGAAUGAGGCAUACCUUUGAAUCUCUAGGCUAUCAGUCUGGGUUCUACCUCUCCCAGCUCUUUUCUUCAAACGGGAACCCUUCCUCUUCUUCCUCACUACCUUCAAAGCAAUCACCCCUUCCAAUCCGACCUCCUACUCCGCUCUUCAACUGGGGCCAAAGGCCACUUCCGUCCGCAACUUCUAUGCUUUCUUCACCCAAUUUUCCAAACUCGACCAGACUUGGAUUUCCACAAGCCAAAGAUGAGACCCACAUGUUUCUUCUACCUCAUUCAUCUGAAACCCGUAUGGAAGAUAUGGUGGGAGAGCACGAAAACGACAUCAAGUGGCCAAACGGGCUGUCUUUCUUCAAUGCUCUUACUGGACGUACUGAUGAUGCCAAGCUGUUGUUUAACCCGGACAGCUUAGGAAACAAACCCGACCACAAUCACCACCCUCUCAUCCUUGAAGGAAAGAAUUCAAACCCGAAUUCAGAUGCCUUAAAUAUGCAUAAUGGUAGUGGAGCAAACCCCAAUGAAUUCUUGAGCUUGGACAGCCAUCCGGAGAGUGCAAGAAAGAUGGAAAACAAAUUCAAGAGGAGCUUUACAUUGCCGGCUAGAAUGGCUUCAUCCUCUUCUUCAACUUCUAUUGAUCACCAGCAACACCAACCUGUGGAGUAUAGGAAUCCUGAAGGGGGCAUGUAUUCAGAUGUCAUGGAGACCUUCUUGGAGUGAAUUGAAAAGACUUGUAUUAGAGGGAAAAACGAUGACAUUUUAGCUUUUGUGUUCCUUUGCUGCUCAUGUUCUCGUGCCUGUUGUACGUUUUUAUUCUCUUUAUAUUCUGCGUUCCUUUUUUCCAUUACUAUGACUACUUGUGAUCAUUUGUUGCAGU
Molecule: messenger RNA, 1740 nt
Organism: Juglans regia (Persian walnut)
Lineage: Eukaryota; Viridiplantae; Streptophyta; Magnoliopsida; Fagales; Juglandaceae
Product: protein RICE SALT SENSITIVE 3-like
Exons: 7
Coding region: 327-1583 (418 amino acids)
Source: RefSeq, a predicted model, not a curated record